AUGGCUGUAAAAAACUUGUGCUCAUGCUCAGGCAGCAGAGCUCGUCAGCAGCAGCUUCCAUUCUUCUGCUUGGCCCUCUCACUGCAUGCCCCUUAUCAUGCCAAUUCUCUCUCCUUCAGCUACAACUACAGCUCCUUCAACCCCGAUGACUUCAGGCCGGAGGACGACGCACGGGCACUCGAUGGCAGGAUCGAGCUGCUCGGCGACGAGUUCGCAGGGCGUGCCAGGGGGCGGGCGUGGCACAAGCAGCCGGUGCAGCUUUGGGACGGCACCACCGGCGAGGCUGCCAGCUUCACCGCGAACUUCAGCUUCAGCAUCCAGUCAGUGCCUGGCAAGGGCGCUGCAAGCGCCGGGCACGGCAUGACGUUCUUCCUCGCGCCGUACACGCCGGACCUGCCGCAGGAGUCCUACGACGGCUGCCUCGGCCUCUUCGAUGAGAGCGAGGUGCCUAACUACUCCAGGUUCAACGCGUCCGGCGACUCGAGGUUCGUCGCCGUGGAGUUCGACAUCCACAAGGACAUCUGGGACCCGAGCAGCCAGCACAUCGGCAUCGACAUCAACAACAUGGACUCCCGCGGCGACUACACGGUGUUGCCAGACGGCAGCCUCGUCGACGCCGGCGUGGUGUUCGCGACAGUCGUCUACGACAACCGCACGCGCGGUCUUGACGUCACCCUGAUGGUCGGAAGCGCCACUUACACGUCCGUAGCCACCGUGGACUUGAGAAGCUUGACGCCGGAGAAAGUCGCAGUUGACUUCUCGGCGGCGACAGGCGACGAGUACGCUGCAAACCACACGGUUCUCGUUCGUCUCGACGUUGGCAACCAAGAACAGCACCUCCAUCCCUGUGACCUCGUCCACCAAGAAGACCACUCUACAACUCAGCGCCGGAGCGGCCGCCGCCGGGUUGCUGGUUCUCCUGCUCGUCGCCACCGUGGCGGUGCUACUAGUUCGGCGGUCAAGCAGAAGGGGCAAGCAACCAUACGACGAAGAGAAGCUAACCACCGACGGCGACGACUCCCUCGACGUCGUCGAUGA
Messenger RNA from Miscanthus lutarioriparius, 1038 nucleotides. The record is from the annotation of a GenBank genome assembly. Lineage: Eukaryota; Viridiplantae; Streptophyta; Magnoliopsida; Poales; Poaceae.